This is a messenger RNA of Phragmites australis (common reed), 1354 nucleotides long. RefSeq lists its product as uncharacterized. The coding region runs from base 145 to 1266 and encodes 373 amino acids. Gene Ontology annotation, cellular component: cytoplasm. The record is from RefSeq and is a predicted model, not a curated record. The transcript has 10 exons. NCBI's taxonomy places the organism in Eukaryota, Viridiplantae, Streptophyta, Magnoliopsida, Poales, Poaceae.
UGUCCUGGCCACCAAACAAAUCUCGCGCGCCUCCCCGCCACUCGCCAACACCACCACGCCGAGCCAAGAACCCAGAGGAAUCCGCACCUCGUUCGUGCGAACCCGUGUACACCUACACACAGCGCGGCUAGCUAGCUAGCUGCCAUGAUGGCCCUGCAGGUCGCCGGCGGCGCGGGCUGCGUCCGGCCCCUCCUAGCCCGGGGCCGGCGGGGGGCGUUCCGGCCGCCCCGCGCGGUGGCGUCCGACGCCGCGGCGACGACGGCGAAGGAGGAGGGCGGCAAGGUGACGCUGGGCGGGUCCGGCGUCGCGGUGACCAAGCUGGGCAUCGGCGCCUGGUCAUGGGGCGACACCACCUACUGGAACGAGUUCCAGUGGGACGAUAGGAAACUGAAGGCAGCUAAAGGAGCAUUUGACGCAAGUAUCGAUAGUGGAAUAACGUUCUUUGAUACUGCUGAAGUAUACGGAGCAGGGGUAUCAGGAGCCAUAAAUUCAGAAAGUUUACUAGGAAGAUUCAUCAAGGAAAGGCACCAACAAGAACAGGUCGAAGUGGCCAUCGCAACAAAGUUUGCUGCUCUUCCAUGGAGGCUUGGUCGAGGAAGUGUUAUUUCUGCGCUGAAGGCCUCAUUGGAUCGCCUUGGCGUCUCCUCAGUUGAGCUCUACCAACUUCAUUGGCCAGGAAUAUGGGGCAAUGAAGGUUACCUGGAUGGCCUUGGAGAUGCUUAUGAGCAAGGUCUUGUAAAAGCUGUCGGAGUGUCAAACUACAGCGAGAAACGGCUUCGGGACGCUUACGAGCGCCUCAAGAAGAGGGGCGUUCCCCUCGCGUCAAAUCAAGUAAAUUACAGUCUGAUAUACAGGAAUCCGGAGGAAAAUGGGGUGAAGGCAGCUUGCGAUGAGCUUGGUAUCACUUUGAUUGCAUAUUCCCCGAUAGCCCAAGGUGCUCUGACAGGCAAAUACACACCAGAUAAUCCCCCAAAAGGGCCUCGAGGACGGAUAUACACUCCCGAAUUCCUGACCAAGCUCCAACCGCUCAUUAGCAGGAUCAAGGAGAUUGGAGGGAACUACGGGAAGUCCCCAACCCAGGUGGUUCUGAACUGGCUGGUGUGCCAGGGCAACGUGGUGCCGAUCCCGGGGGCCAAGAACGCGGAGCAGGCUAGGGAGUUCGCCGGCGCGCUCGGGUGGAGCCUGACGGGUGACGAGGUUGAGCAGCUGCGGUCCAUGGCGCGCGAGGUGAAGCCGGUCAUCGGCUUCCCGGUGGAGAAGCUGUAAACGAUCAUGAGUGAGCGUACACUGUAAUCCCAAUGUGAAACAAUUUCAGUCAGUAUAUAUAUACGGUCGCAUCGACCAGAUUACAGUA